Actinia tenebrosa (Australian red waratah sea anemone) is the source of this 2181-nucleotide messenger RNA. RefSeq lists its product as uncharacterized. Gene Ontology annotation, biological process: mRNA processing. NCBI's taxonomy places the organism in Eukaryota, Metazoa, Cnidaria, Anthozoa, Actiniaria, Actiniidae. Gene Ontology annotation, molecular function: RNA binding. The record is from RefSeq and is a predicted model, not a curated record. Gene Ontology annotation, cellular component: nucleus.
ACAGGUCUACACAGUAGUAGUCACAUGGCCUGCUCAUUCUCCAUCUUUUCCAUGAGAGAAAGGAAUAGAAUUUUAGCGGAAUAUAACUUCUUAAUUCCUUUUCAGCAUGACUCAGUCGGCAAAUACAUUGCUAUUCCUAACAUUUUUGGGCGUUAUUUGUUCAUUUAAGGCAAGUGACGAAGGAUGGUCUUACUAUAAACCAAACGGUCCAGACACAUGGUCCAGCAACUACCCUCAAUGCGGAGGACCUCAACAAUCUCCUGUCAAUAUUAUACCAAUUCAAGUGAAAUACGAUGGCAUGGAUGAACUGAAGAUUCAAUACCAGAAUGAUACAGCUUUGAACCUAUCUUAUAAGGGCAAAGCAAUCCGUGGAGCUGUUUUGUCCGACGCGUUCGUAGUGACAGGUGCAGGUCUCGAGGCGAAUUUUCGCUUGAAGGAGUUUCAUUUUCACGUAGGAUCUCAGAAUUCUCGCGGAUCUGAACACCAAAUAAGCGGAAAGGCUUUCCCAAUGGAGGUGCAAUUAAUACAUUACGAUAUAAUUGGACAAUCAAGCCGAGCUUUAGUUUUAUCGGUGCUUUUUACACUCCAAAAUAAAGACAACCUAGCUCUGAAUGGUAUCAUCAGUAGACUUCAAAACUGUAGCUGUAAAGGAGAUAGCAUUAUUAUCCCAUCAUUCUCGGUCAAAUCUCUGCUCCCCAAGGAUAUCACGCAGUUUUACCGUUAUUCUGGCUCCCUUACAACACCACAGUGCAACGACAGUGAAUGGCUUUUGUUUCAUGAAACAGCUCCCAUCUCCGAGCGCCAGUUGAAAACUUUUCGAGAAGUUCACAGAGAUUCACCUCAAAGCGAGAGCCCUGCUCAUCUAGUUGAUAAUUUCAGACCUGUUCAACCUCUUAAUAAAAGAAUCGUCAAGAGGAAUUUCGAUCACCUGCAGUUUCAUUGUGGGAAGAAGUCAGUCACAACUGCCGACUGCCGACAAACAGUCACUGGACAUGAUGUAUUUUACGAGGUGGAAGUUCAACCAUGUACCCUUCCUGUUUCAAUCAACUUUAGGAUAAGUGUUCCUGUUCUGGGAUUUGAGUAUUCUAAGACUUUAUUUGAAGACCAGAGAAUACCCAUUCCAAUAGCGAACCUGAAUUAUGGGGCUACUACUGAGAUGCACUUUCAUUCAAAUGGUCCAAGGGCAGGCUAUCUUCAUGUUACAGUUUAUCAAGCUCCUUUAUCAGCAUCUCAAGAAUCUAACAAAACUAAAGUCAUUGAUGAGUACUUUCAAGUAAAUGGUGUUUGUCAAAGGGCUAAUUGCAGUGUGGAUUCCUGGGAUAAACACUGGUGUACGAGCACUAUUGGCUUUGGCAACGAUUCUCUGUCCAUUGGGUUUUCAUCUGUCAUAAAUGAUCCUUGUAGAUCCAGCAGUAUGAUGGUGAAGAUUUAUCGGCAAGACUCGGAAAAGAAAUGGACGCUGACAGGAAUUCAAAACCUCGUUGACAAGCAAACGUGUACUGUGAAUCUUACAAAAUCCAUAGUGGUUAAAGAGGACAGAAAUGUUGUGAGAAGCAGGAGGGAUGUAACCAUGGAGACAAGGUGGUCUGUAGUGACAAUGGAUGCUCACAUUGACAAAAUUCCUGAUCUUAGUUUGAACUUUAUGCUCUUUUUUCAAACGACAUACAAUGGUGGUCAUUAUUUAAUCUUCAAUGAAAGUUACAUUUAUCCCAGCGGUUACUGCAACAGUCCCAAACCAGGAUCCAAAACUGGUCGCAAGGUUGCAAUAGGCGUGUCUGUCGUACUGGUGAUGUUACUCAUAAUUGGCAUCACAGGUGUUUUGCUGUAUCGCAAUCGUAAAGCAUAUUUUGGACACCGACCUGCACUUGUUGAUGAGAUAGACAUUCAAGAUGCUGAUACACUCUGAUGAACAAUAAACAGGAAAAGUAUUUUGUGUGUUGUAAUGCGAUCAUAAAGCAUAUUUUGAACACCGACCUGCACUUGUCAAUGAGAUAGACAUUCAAGAUGCCGAUACACUCUGAUGAACAAUAAACAAGAAAAGUAUUUUGGAAGACAAUUAUUGGUCCGUGUAACACUCCACAAAGAGCUUUUCAAUUUAGUUGGCGUGAAUUGGACAUAUGAAACUUGCCUGAUUUUUGAAUUUUCAUUUUUUAUGAUCAUGUCAAAAUUCGAAUAUUAUCU